CUUACACAAAGAAUAGAGGCUGAGAAAGCACUCUUGGAACUUAUUGACAGCCCAGAAUGUCUGAGCAAGUGUCAACUUUUAUUAGAACGAGGCACAAAAUGAACAGAACUGAAGUUCACAAAAGUGAAUGAAGUCCACUGUUAGCAAUACUGAUUCAUUAACUUAAAAUAGAUUCAUAUAUUUACCACACAGUAUCUGCCGGUGAACAAUAUGGUGAAUAACCAUAGGCUUUAAACGUGUUACAUUUUUCACAAGCUUUGUAAAUUUGUUCAGCUAAGCCCUUUUCUGCUCCAUAUGUUUUUACCACUAGUGUGACAUAUCGUAGCAGAUUCUACUUCAGUUUAUAUUGAAUUAAUGUGUCCUCAACUUCUUUGAAAAUAUUCUGGCCUGUAGUUCUCCCACAGUCUUCAUAGAGCCCAAUUCUUUAGUUGCGUCACACUCAGCAUUGACUUCUAGAAUAAACAGAUAGUAAGUGUUGGUAACAUUAAGAGUAUGAGCGUUAUGAGAAACAUCUGUCCACUCAUCAAGACUUAAGGAGAACCUUUCCAAAUCAUUUGUCUUGUUUUCAAAUUGACUUUUGAUGUUGUUCCAAUGUCUUCAACUCUUUGAGAAUUUGUUCCCACCAGAAACUAGUAAUCUUAUUUUCUCUGCACAUAUAACUUUGGCUGCUAUAAUAAAACAAUGAUGAUUUAAUUAACUCAUCAUUGGUAAAUGGCUGUGUGAUUGACUAACAAAUGAGCCACUUGGAAACUUUGGUUGCAGUCUCAUUUUUUAUAUUUGUAAAGACAGUCUACUAUGAUGAGAUAAUCAAAUUUUCUAUUUUUUCUGACUUUUGAUUUCCUGAGUUGGGAAUAUUUUGAUGGGAAUAUUGGGGAUAUUACUUGGUCUGAUAUUGUCAGUGUGUAUUAUAUUCUUUUAGGACAACCAUAGUACCAUUGCAUAAAAAGCACAUUGUUUUGCCAUGUAAUCAAUAAAAGAAUAGUCCACACUCCUUUGUGCCUUAAAAAUUAGAUAUUUGAAGUCCACUUUUAUCUUUUCUUAUUUUGAUAUGAUAGACAUACGCUGGUAAUAAUAAAAGGUAUGUGUCAUGUCAUGACAACACCCAUGGCUCUCUAGGCACUGUAGAGUUGUGCCUACCUCACUGCAGUUUAUGAUACUCUGAGCAGCAGUAGGAAGCACUGAGCGCCACGUGUGGUCUCUGUCUUAACUAUUCAAUUCUGCCAUCAUGGCAUGAAAGCUGCCAUAGGCAGUGUGUAAAUGAAUGAGCGUGGCUGUGUUUUAAUAAACUUUUAUGGACACCAAAAUAUGGAUUUCACAUAUUUUUCUGUCACAAAAUAUUGUUAUUGUUUGAUUUUUUUGAACAGUUGAAAAGCUGUUUAAAAUUGUAAAAAACAUUCUUGGAUCACAACCUAUGUAAAAACAGGCAGGAUUUGGUCAGGGGCCAUAGUUUGCCAGCCUCUGGUCUAGAGAAAAAAAGAAGGAGUGUCUUUGCAAGAAUUUCUAGGAGGUGGAGUGAAUACGUGAACCAAAUUUUAAAGAGUGAGCAUGCAUUUAGAGGAUUUGAGUACAGUAUUAAGAUAAUUGGGGGCCAGAGAGAAUAUAGUCAGACAUGGGUUUCAAGGAACACGGAGGUCAGGGUGGGGAAGAUAUGGAAAGGAACCUGAAGGCUAUCAUGGUCAGAGCAAAGUCAAGAAUGGAAUCAGAUGAAUUUGAAGAGAUAAUCAGAGGCCAGAUGGUGUAGGGCUGUAGACCAUGACAUCCUAUGCUCAGCUCCUUGCAGCAACAUGUCUUUCAAAACUUGUCAGCCGUGUCAGUCCUUUACCUGUUGAGCAGAGGAUGGACAUCAGAAACUACAUUCUGAAUUAUGUGGCAUCACAACCCAAGCUGGCCCCCUUUGUCAUCCAAGCUCUUAUUCAAGUCAUUGCUAAAAUCACUAAGUUGGGGUGGUUUGAGGUUCAGAAAGAGCAAUUUGUCUUCAGAGAAAUUAUUGCUGAUGUGAAGAAGUUUCUCCAGGGUACUGUGGAACACUGCGUAAUAGGAGUAAUAAUCCUUUCUGAAUUGACUCAGGAAAUGAACCUGGUUGAUUAUUCUAGACCUUCAGCAAAACACAGGAAAAUAGCUACCUCAUUUCGUGAUACUUCUCUCAAAGACAUUUUAGUGCUAGCAUGCUCUCUUUUAAAAGAGGUGUUGGCCAAACCUUUAAAUCUUCAGGAUCAAUGUCAGCAAAAUCUGGUAAUGCAGGUCUUGAAACUGGUCCUUAACUGCCUUAACUUUGACUUCAUUGGCAGUUCAGCAGAUGAAUCUGCAGAUGAUCUUUGCACAGUGCAGAUUCCAACAACUUGGAGAACAAUUUUCCUGGAACCAGAAACACUGGAUCUUUUCUUCAAUUUGUAUCAUUCACUUCCACCACUACUGUCUCAGUUAGCACUUUCAUGUUUAGUUCAGUUUGCUUCGACGAGAAGGUCCUUAUUUAACAGUCCUGAACGUGCCAAGUACCUUGGUAAUUUAAUUAAGGGAGUAAAAAGGAUACUUGAAAACCCUCAGGGUUUGUCUGAUCCAGGUAAUUAUCAUGAAUUUUGUCGAUUUUUGGCUCGCUUAAAGACAAAUUAUCAGCUGGGAGAAUUAGUUACGGUGAAAGAAUAUCCUGAAGUUAUUAGAUUGAUUGCUAAUUUUACCAUUACUAGCCUACAGCAUUGGGAAUUUGCUCCUAACAGUGUUCAUUAUUUAUUAACUCUGUGGCAAAGGAUGGUAGCAUCUGUUCCUUUUGUGAAAUCAACUGAACCCCAUCUAUUAGACACUUAUGCACCAGAAAUCACGAAGGCCUUUAUCACUUCUCGGUUGGAAUCUGUUGCCAUAGUUGUGAGAGAUCACUUAGAUGAUCCACUGGAUGAUACUGCCACUGUGUUUCAGCAGUUGGAGCAGUUGUGCACUGUCAGCAGAUGUGAAUAUGAAAAGACAUGUGCUCUUCUUGUGCAGUUAUUUGACCAAAAUGCACAGAAUUACCAAAAACUUCUGCAUCCAUCUUCUGGUGUGACUGUGGACAUCAGCAUUCAGGAAGGACGUCUUGCAUGGCUGGUAUACUUAGUUGGGACAGUUGUUGGAGGAAGAUUAACAUACACCAGUACAGAUGAGCAUGAUGCUAUGGAUGGAGAAUUAUCCUGUCGAGUUUUUCAGCUUAUAUCUUUAAUGGAUACUGGAUUGCCUCGGUGUUCUAAUGAGAAAAUAGAGCUUGCAAUUCUGUGGUUCUUGGAUCAGUUUCGUAAAACAUAUGUUGGUGAUCAACUUCAAAGAACCUCAAAGGUAUAUGCUCGUAUGUCAGAAGUCUUAGGAAUAACAGAUGACAACCACGUUCUAGAAACAUUCGUGACAAAAAUUGUUACAAACCUUAAAUACUGGGGAAGAUGUGAGCCUGUAAUUUCAAGGACUCUUCAGUUCCUAAAUGACCUUUCUGUUGGCUAUAUCCUUUUAAAGAAACUUGUGAAGAUAGAUGCUGUGAAAUUCAUGCUAAAAAACCACACGAGUGAACACUUCCCUUUUCUUGGCAUCAGUGACAGUUACAGUCUCAGUGACUUCAGGUGUCGAACAACCUUCUACACAGCGCUCACUCGCCUUCUGACGGUAGAUCUAGGCGAAGAUGAGGAUGAAUUUGAGAAUUUCAUGCUACCUCUUACAGUUGCUUUUGAAACAGUAUUACAAAUAUUCAACAACAACUUUAAACAAGAAGACGUAAAGCGUAUGUUGAUCGGGCUGGCAAGAGAUCUUCGAGGGAUUGCCUUUGCACUGAACACAAAGACCAGCUACACCAUGCUGUUUGACUGGAUGUACCCAAUAUAUCUUCCCAUUCUUCAAAACGCUGUUGAACGGUGGUAUGGAGAGCCAGCAUGUACAACUCCCAUCUUGAAACUUAUGGCAGAACUGAUGCAAAACAGAUCCCAGCGUCUGAAUUUCGAUGUAUCAUCUCCUAAUGGAAUUCUUCUCUUCAGAGAAGCUAGUAAAAUGGUUUGCACUUACAGUAAUCAGAUCCUGUCCCUUGGGAGCCUCUCAAAAGAUCAGAUUUAUCCAAUGAAACUCAAGGGCAUCUCCAUCUGCUAUUCAGCUCUCAAGUCUGCCUUGUGUGGAAAUUAUGUCAGCUUUGGCGUCUUCAAGUUGUAUGGGGACAACCAUUUUGACAAUGUACUCCAGGCCUUUGUCAAAAUGCUGCUGUCAGUGUCCCACAGUGACUUGCUACAAUACCGGAAACUGAGCCAGUCUUACUAUCCACUUCUGGAAUGUCUCACUCAGGACCACAUGAGCUUCAUCAUCAACUUAGAGCCUCCUGUACUCAUGUAUGUUCUCACGUCUAUCUCAGAGGGACUCACUACUCUUGAUACAGUUGUCUCCUCCAGCUGCUGUACCAGUUUAGACUACAUCGUCACCUACCUCUUCAAGCACAUAGCAAAAGAGGGCAAGAAGCCACUUCGAUGCGGAGACACUACCCAGGCUGGUCAGAGACUAUUACGUUUUAUGCAGCAAAACCCAGAUGUCCUGCAGCAGAUGAUGUCUGUCCUCAUGAACACCAUUGUCUUUGAAGACUGUCGGAACCAGUGGUCAGUAUCCAGGCCUCUCCUAGGGCUCAUCCUGCUCAAUGAGAAGUAUUUCAGUGAACUGAGAGCGAGUCUGAUAAACAGCCAGCCUCUCCCCAGGCAGGAGGUCCUUGCCCAGUGCUUCAGAAACCUAAUGGAAGGAGUGGAGCAGAAUCUGUCCAUCAAGAACAGAGACAGGUUCACCCAGAAUCUGUCUGUAUUCAGAAGAGAUGUGGCAGAGGCUCUGCGCAGUGACGGCAACACUGAACCAUGCAGUCUCGACAUGAUGGGCUGACCCGAUUUUCCUGACCGUGUGUGGAGCAGCCUUUGUCGAGAGACUCCUGAAGGUCUGGGUCUCAGGACAGUGAUGUUGGCUAGCCCAGGGGAAUGUAUUUUUCAAAAUAUACAAGCAACAACAAAAGCCCUACCUUCUUCUAUGUCUAACCUAAUUAUAAGAAUUCCUAACAGUACACAGUGUAAAUUCAGUCUUUUCUCUGAAAAGCAAAGGAUGUGUUUUCAGUCUUUCUAUCAAAUAUUAUCUUUGUUCUCCUAAUGCUCUGAAAGGGUAUAGAAACAAUAUUUAACCAAAGAACAGAAUAAACCAGGUUUGCACCUAAGUGUGUACUAGUUUAUGGUUCUGCAAUCAAGGUUGUCAAUUUGUUGGAGAUGCAGCCUUCACCAUGGACUCUGGAUUGAGAUGAAUGCCGCUGGAACCUGUUAAAUGAGUAGUUUGUUGUGUGUCUGGAAGAGGCAGCGUUAGGGACUUUGGGCUGUGAGCAUUUAGAGCGAGCCUGGAAGCACUACAGAGCAUCCCACAGGACCACACGCAGGCCUCCCUGCCUCAGCUGCAUCUGAUAAAGUUGAGAGACAGUAACACAAUUAAAUGACUUACAAACAAUGUUUGCUUUUCACUGGCAUAAAUCUGAAGUGGUUCAGUCUAGAAGAAUUAAGCUGUGCAAUUACUGCCUGCAGAGAUAUUUCUUCAGGAGGAGUCAUGUAGCCCCAGUCAGGAGUUCUGGGUGGUGCCAGCAUCCAUCCUCUGCCUCCACUUAAUUUUUAAGAGAAGGUUAAGGUAACUAUUAGAAUAUAAUAUUUAAAGCAGCUCUGCCUUCUUAGGGCUACCCAAAACAGUUCUAGGUGCUAAAAUUCAGAUUUUCAGAGGAUGAGAAACAGCUGGUUUCCAACUCUCCACAAACACUCUUAUUACUGUUGGGACUUGGGAUUGUGACUUAACCCAAACCCAGAACACGAAGAAGACCUUUACAGUUUGUGCUACACUGUUACUAGGCUAUUAAUUUGAGAUUGCCCACUGUCAAGUGUUUUACUAUCUCACUGCUGUUUUUAUGAUUCUGGCUUACAAUAAAUAUUGUGUCCUUUAUUUCUGAUAAGACAUGAAAGGUUGGCCUUACUGUUGAACAAGAAGUAAAUCCACAGGCUCCUGUUAUAAUCUCAUUUCUCAGACUAGUGUUUCUUGAAACCUUUCUUGAUAGUUGAGUUUUGCAAUAGGCUUGUCAUAUAAAAGCAGAGUCACUCAAGUUUAUCUCAAAAUGUUUGUCUUCUAAGUAUGAAGGAAAUGAGGGGAAAAUAUGUUACAUGUGGGGUUACUUCUAGUAUUUAAUGGAUAAAUAAGCUUUGGCCUUACACUAUGUUUCAUUAGAAAUGGAAUUUAUAAUUUUCCUUGAGAAGGUGAAUUCUGAAUUCUGUAAAACAUCAGCUGUUCAGAGAAGUUUGACAUGAAUUUCUGUUUCUUAAAGGCGUAUAACUGCACACUCACCACACAGAAAUGUGUUAAGAAAGGUUUGUCCCAUUCUGACAUUCUUUACAAAUGUCUAGUAUCUAAAAGCACCAUAUUGUUUGCAUUAAAAUGUUCACCAGAAUAUGA
Molecule: messenger RNA, 6444 nt
Organism: Chlorocebus sabaeus (green monkey)
Lineage: Eukaryota; Metazoa; Chordata; Mammalia; Primates; Cercopithecidae
Source: RefSeq, a predicted model, not a curated record